UAAAUCUAUUUUUAGAAACAAGUGAGAGAAAUCUCAUUGACUUAGCCAUAUCAGUCUUGACGAUGUCUAUGUCGAUAAGUUAUAAUUAUUUAGAUUGCGCCAUAUGUUUUCACUCAUAUUUUCAUAUACGAGGGCUGAAAUAUAAAGGAUCAUUUUUGAAUAAUUGGAAAUUGUUCAGAACAAACAGAUAAUGCCGAAAAACAAGAAAAGAGCGAAGGUCCAGAAGUCUGGCGCCGGAUUGGUUGCAUCACGACCUCCUACUGAUGAUGAGUAUGAUACAGCGGAUAAUAUAAGUACUGUUAGUGCCCUGUCUGAUGAUACAGGAAGUACUCCAGAUUCAGUUGGAGAUGAAGUAGAUGAAACCAGUUCACAAGAACUAUUUGAAGACAAGUUAAAAGAAUAUAUAGAAGGCACAACACAAAAAAGUGCUCAAGGAAGAAAGAAUUGUUUAGAUGAAAUAAAGAAAGCUUUAAGUAAAUGUUAUUUAUAUGAUUUUUUAAUGGACAGGAAAGUAACAUUAAGUGAUUCUUUAACAAGAUGUUUACGUAAAGGUAAAGGAGAUGAACAAGCAUUAGCUGCAACAUGUUUUUGUUUAUUAUUCACACAACUAGGAACAGAUAUAGAAGAUAUAUUUAAUGAAAUUAGACCGUUGAUGUUGACUUUAAUGGCCGAUAAUUCUGUAAAUCUUAAAGCUCGCUCAAAGUGUGCAUUGGCACUUGCUAUUAGUAGUUUUCUUGCUUGUGAUGAAAUUGAGCAAGUGAAAAGUGUAAUGAAGGCAUUAGAAGACGUAUUCAGGAACUCCUACAGAAAGGGAGAUAAAUCUGUUCCUACACACAACCCAGAAACCUGUAGUUUUCAUUCACAGGCAUUACAAGCAUGGUGUUUAUUAUUAUCUAUAGCACCUGGCUUUAUAGUAAAUGAUAUAGUAUCUAGUCAUUUAGUAAAACUAUCUGAUCUGUUAUAUAGUAAAGAUUUAGAUAUUAAGAUUAGUGCUGGAGAAACUAUAGCUAUGAUGUAUGAAUUAGCUAGAGAGACUAAUGAGGAAUUUGAAGGUGAUGAUAUUGAUAAUUUAUGUGAGUUAUUAAAGAAUCUUGCCACAGAUUGUCAGAAAUCUCAAGCCAGAAAAGAAAGAAAACAACAACGAUCAAGUUUCCGAGAUAUUCUUAGAACCAUAGAGGAAGCUGAUGUUCCUGAAACCUGUGUUAAAUUUGGAAGUGAACAGUUAAUAUUAAAUAGUUGGGUUAGAAAGAAACAAUAUGAUACAUUUUGUCAAGUAAUGGGUCCUAGUAUUAAUCAACAAUUACAGUUUAAUGAAUUAUUACGAGAAAUAUUUGAUCUUGGACCUGUUAUACCAGUAGGAACUGUAAAAACCAAAUUAUCCAAACAUGAGAGAAAUAUGUAUAAAGCUGCCGCUUUCAAAGCAAGGACCAAGGCCAGGUCGAAACAUCGAGAUAAACGAUCAGUUACUUUAAAUGGAUUUUGAUGACGGCUUUUUCUUAGUAUUUAUUUGUGUAAUCAAAUAAUUUUAUUUCAAAAAAGACUUUAUGUUUCAUUGCCAACUAGAAAGUUGUUCCUCAUUGUGUUUUAAAUUAAAUUUAAAAAAACUAUUGAGUUCUAUAUGUCUGACUCAUGAGUCUUUGAGAAACUGUGAUAUGAAAUAUUUUAAUUCACAUUCUCUGAAGAUUUUGCUUCUGUGAAUGUGGUUUUUUUUGUACAUUAUUUUAGCGAAAUAAUUUACCGGGUUAUGUAUGAAAUUAUUGUAUAUUUACCAGAAAUAAUGUAAAAUAGAUUUUUCUUUGUUGAAUAAUGUUUUAUGCUAACUGUGCAUAUUAGUGAUUAAUGAACUCUUGAUGUUCUCAGAAUUGUUUACCUAAAAAACUUCUUUUUAGUUCUUUACUUACAAAAUAAAAGUAAUUGGUAAAAAUACUUUGUUGUAUGUUUCUACUUAAAAAAAACGUUAAAAACCUGAAUGUAAAAUAAAAAUCUUUGUUUUACUCCUUGGAUUUAAUUGAUUGCAUUAUUUGAGAUUUAUUUUUUCCAAAUGUGGCUUAUUUCAGUAUAGAUUGAAAUUGGUGUGCUAUUUAGCUAUAAUAUACAUUUCAGUGUGUUCAUAGUUAUUAUAUCACACAACCUCAAAUAAAAUUAUCUUUUUGCCAUUCAUUAUAAAAAUUGUAUAUAUUAAAUACAUCUUGAAGCAGAAAAACCUGAAUGUACAUUUUGUAAAGCUUACAGUUGAAUUUGAUCAUCUAUAGUGCUAUUAAUUCAUUAUGUCUUUACCUUUUCCAAGAUUAAUGUGAAUCUUCAAGAACAUUUCACUUUGAGUGAUACCUAUUUUGUUAAUAUUACUUUAAAAGUUUGCGUUUUUAAAAAAAAAAAAGAAAAAAAGUUUUUAUUGGAGAUAAGAUAUCAAAAAGCAGACUUUUUGAAUUGUUAAAAUGAACGAUUUUGUUACUAUUAUUAUAUACAGCAUAAUGUUGACUUGUAUAAGUAUAAACUUGAUAUCAAUAUAUUUAGGGGUUGUGGAUGUAAUGAUAUUGUUGCAAAAAAAAAAAUAAAGCUUUCCUUUCUUCAUUACAAA
Patella vulgata (common limpet) is the source of this 2578-nucleotide messenger RNA. Its product is annotated as interferon-related developmental regulator 1. The record is from RefSeq and is a predicted model, not a curated record. The transcript is spliced from 12 exons. NCBI's taxonomy places the organism in Eukaryota, Metazoa, Mollusca, Gastropoda, Patellidae. Bases 191 to 1483 code for a protein of 430 amino acids.